AGAGAGAGAGAGAGAGAGAGAGAGAGAGAGAGAGAGAGAGAGACAGUUUUCUUCAUUAGUGACGAUGCUCGUGAUAUAAACUUCGCCGUCGACCGACAGUGACCUCUCUCCCCCGUGCACCCGGACGACGACGAUCGUCGAUGAGCGCUGAGAAUUCGCUCGAGAUCGAACGCGCGAUCCGCCAUCCGUUCCGGUGUUCUCGCGAGCCGUCGGCGCGAUCGUUCCGGGAUCGCCGUCGCGCAUCAUCGCCUAACAGGCCGUGGGUGGAGAUCACGACAAGGCGGGGCGCGUGCUCUCGAAUGGAGGAGACGCCGGAGGAUCAUCGCGUGUCAUCGUGAGUGUCGUUCUCGCAAGUUCUCCCAUACGUGCACAGAGUGCGAGUGAAUCGAUAGAGCUUCGGGGGGAUGGGGGGAUAAAAAAGGGAAAAAACGAGCAAGAAAAGACAAAGAGGAGGACAGAGGAGACGGUCGUGGGCGAAUUGAGGAAUAAGGAAAGGAAAAAAGAGAGAGAGAGAGAGAGAGAGAGUGAGAGAGAGAGAGAGAGACCGUGAGGGAGACAAGGGAGAGGGGGGAGAGUGUAUCAACGCGUGUGAAAUGGAUGGUACGCCAAGGAAAAGCGAAGCAGUGCUAAUAUAUGGAUGCCCAUGGGUGGAACUUGGCCGAAAUGUGCCAGCGCUACCAUCACGCUGUACCGGCGGCGCAGAACUCCUCGCCAGCUAGGGACCCCUCGGCUGCCAUCGUGCAAGGCCUGUCAACUGCCGCGCACAUCGAUCAAGCCAGCCCGUCUUAUUCCCACUACACGAUGCUGGAUAAUUACGACCGGGGUGAGGUGACACCACCACCAGCGGUGAGCGGUUAUGGCGGCUCCCCCGGGCUCUUGGCACUUCAUUCCUCGCUUUACGCGACACCCACGUCGCGGGCCUACGACAUCGACUCCAAUAUGGACGGCAACGACAGCUCGAUGCCCAUCGAUACCCAAAUCAUCUCGAUACCGGGCAUGCUGAGCGGUCCGGCGGCGCAGCAGCGGCUUGAGGACAUGCCCUGGCUGGCUUCCGGGCCGUCCCUGGAAUACCAGCAGGGCAUCUCGCCGAUUCCCGCGGGAGUGAAGAUGUGCCAUCCCGGCGGCAGCCAGGCGCAAAGGAGCCUCAAGGAGCAGCGGAUACGUCGCCCGAUGAACGCGUUUAUGGUCUGGGCAAAGGUCGAGCGCAAGAAAUUGGCCGACGAGAAUCCCGAUCUCCACAAUGCCGAUCUCAGCAAGAUGCUCGGAAAGAAGUGGCGAGGGCUGACACCGCAGGACAGAAGGCCCUACGUCGAAGAGGCCGAGAGGCUCAGGGUCAUACACAUGCAGGAACACCCGAACUACAAGUACAGGCCGCGGCGUAGGAAGCACGCGAAACGGACACCCGGUGCACCGUCCUCGCCUCCCUCCGCGACCAACACCGCGGGCAACAGGUCCAACCCCGCGGGCCCGACGAUUCAUCAUUCCAUGUCCAAGAUGGACAGUUACCAGGGCAUACCUCAGAUCCCGUGGGGUGGCCACUCCCCGAUUUCAUCCCUGUAUCAUCAACAGCAGCAGCAGCAGCAGCAGAGUAUCCAGGAGUACAAAUCGGAAAAUAAUUCGCUCUACGGCAGCCCUUACACCCCCAUCAUCCACACCCCGGACAUAUCUCCAGUGGCCAGUCCUGAGCCUGACGGCGACGGCGGUCAUCUACCGUCCAGCCAAAAUCCGGACCCGGAGCGAGACCUGAUGGAGGGCACCUCGAAGCAGCACGGCGACAUGACGGACCAAACGAAGCGAUACACGUUCAUGAGCAACGACAGUCAAUUGCACACGGGUCAUGCUGGUAGCACUAGCAUAUCGUCGUGUCAGAAUUCCGGCGGUUAUACGGACACUUUGACGUAUAAAAAAUCCGUGAGUUACUUGAACUUCGAGAGACAGUCGACGAGUAUAGCCGCGGUGGGUAUAGCGAACGGUAUGAUGGUGUCGUGCAAUAAGCUGCGCUCCGGUUUCGACAACGUCGGCUCCGUCACGGGCACGUUUUAUCCGCCGGUCGCUUCGCCGCACGAUCAAUCGUUGCAGCAUUACAGCGGCACACAAUCCUCCAAGAGCGCGAGCUAUUCGAUGCAGUCCACCGUCGAGAGCAAUUACACGCCGGUCCAGUGUGGCAAUCGGCAGCAAUCCAUAGGAAUCCGCGGGCCCGCCGAAAGCUGUUCCGGUGUGACGCACAGAUACCAAAUGCCUCAUCACCCGGAGUACCAGACAGAUACGUCCGGCAACGCUCAGCAGCAGCAGCAGCAGCAGCAGCAGCAGCAGCAGCAGCAACAACAGCAGCAACAGCAGCAGCAACAGCAGCAGCAACAACAGCAACAACAACAACAGCAACAGCACUCGAUCCUCGGCCACAUCGAUUCCGGUAUAACCGUGCCGGAGGACGAUCAGCAGCAGCUGGAAAAGUAUUUCAAGUAUCCCCAUCCGACGAGCGUGGCGCACUCCAGCCUGUCUUCGCAGAGUAUGCUGGACAGCAAUCACAACUACGCCAGCGAUCUGCGCUAUUACGGAGCUCCGCAGCAGCAGCAACAGCAACAGCAGCAGCAGCAGCAGCAGCAGUCGCAAUUGGACAUUUCGAACCCCCAGUGUAUCGUAGACGAUCAAGGCAAGGACACUCGUUGCGCCAACGUCAGCCUCGGCCACACCAUGGCCGAGCAGUACCACCAGAGCUUGGACGUGUCCAAGUACCCGGAGCACCCGGCCUCGCAGCAGCAUCAACAGCAGCCGCAGCAGACGCAGAACAUGGAACAUGUGGCCAAGGCCGACGACGAUUUCAGUGUUAUACUCGCGGACGUACGCAAGACCUGUUACAGCAGCUAGUGUCUCUUUCUCUAGUGUACGGACGGUCGGUUCCACUCGAACGCACGACUGCUACCGGAUGUGUUCGAGCAUUUCGGGGACUCGUCGUGUUUCUUUCUCGAGCGCGAUCGGGAGGAAGGGCUUACGCGUGUGAGCGUAAUAGCGCGUCUUCUUACGUCAUCGUGUCUGGUGCUACCGUCCCUCCCUGGCCCGAAAUACGUCACAGAGUGUUAGUAGUUUUGUCGCGAUAGGAGAGAAAGGUACGUCUGUAUGUGUGUAUGUGUGUGCGCUGCUCUCUCGUUAACGCGCGGAAACGGAUCCCUGCGACACGGGAUCUUUCCGCGAACGCGAGCGAACGGUAAUUAUCCCGUUCGCGCGACUCGAUUCGUUCCAUUACGGCGAGAGAGAGAGAGAGAGAGAGAGAGAGAGAGAAAGAGAGAG
Molecule: messenger RNA, 3288 nt
Organism: Harpegnathos saltator (Jerdon's jumping ant)
Lineage: Eukaryota; Metazoa; Arthropoda; Insecta; Hymenoptera; Formicidae
Product: putative transcription factor SOX-15
Exons: 9
Coding region: 634-2868 (744 amino acids)
Biological process (GO): positive regulation of transcription by RNA polymerase II; cell differentiation
Cellular component (GO): nucleus
Molecular function (GO): DNA-binding transcription activator activity, RNA polymerase II-specific; RNA polymerase II cis-regulatory region sequence-specific DNA binding
Source: RefSeq, a predicted model, not a curated record